UCUGCCUUCAGUCUGUUCCAUUAGCCUACGUUUAGAGGAGAGUCAGCUCUGGAGAGUAAUAUUGUAAUGUAGCUAAUAUUGUGAAUUAAUAUAAAUUCGUUUUCUCUGAUGACCAAAAACAAAACAACCGAGCUCACAAAUCAAGCAAAGUUCUAAGAGGGAUGCACCCUAUUUAAUUAAGCUAUGACAACUCAACGGAAUUAAAAUUCUUUUUCAUCUGAUUUUUUUUUUUUUUUUUUUUUUUUUUGAGAAUGGAGAACUUCACAGUAUUCAACGAGACUCUGGAAACUUGGACUGACCGCAGUGUCGAAUACAAGGCGAUCAGCGUCCUGGUAGUUUUCCUCAUAUGCGCUCUCGGGAUAGUUGGAAACGUGAUGGUCAUCCUGGUGGUCCUCACCACCAAACAUAUGCGGACCCCGACCAAUGGCUAUCUGGUCAGUUUGGCUGUCGCAGACCUCAUGGUGUUGAUCGCAGCCGGUCUGCCGAGCAUAGCGGACAGUGUGUUCGGUUCGUGGAUUUUUGGGCACGCGGGGUGCUUGUGCAUCACAUACUUUCAGUAUCUAGGAAUCAACGCAUCCUCGUGCUCCAUAACAGCGUUCACUAUAGAGAGAUAUAUCGCCAUAUGUCACCCAAUCAAAGCGCAGUUUUUAUGCACGCUCUCGCGCGCGAAGAAGAUUAUUUUUGGAGUUUGGAUUUUCACAUCGCUUUACUGCGUAAUGUGGUUUUACCUGUCCGAUAUCCAACAGGUGCUCUACAGAGAUGUCACUAUAAUAACAUGCGCUUACAAAGUGUCCAGAAACCUUUACCUGCCCAUAUAUUUUUUCGAUUUUGGCAUAUUUUUUGUUCUGCCACUCACUCUUGCUACUGUCCUGUACGGCCUCAUUGCGAGAAUCUUGUUUCUUAAUCCUCUCCCGUCGGACCCCAAGGAGGACAAGAACGGGCAAGACAACUUCUUCAAAGCCCAAAAGAGCAAUAUCCAGAAUUCCAGCCGCUGCUCCAGCACGACUGCAGCAUCCAGAAGACAGGUUACAAAAAUGCUGGCAGUGGUGGUCGUUCUGUUCGCUGUGCUGUGGAUGCCGUACCGCACUCUGGUGGUAGUGAACUCCUUCCUGCAAGAGGCCUACCUGGAUACCUGGUUUCUGCUGUUCUGCCGCACAUGUGUCUACCUCAACAGCGCCAUUAACCCUCUAAUCUACAACGCUAUGUCUCAAAAGUUCCGCGCUGCCUUCAGAAGGCUCUGCCGAUGUGGACGCAAUGCCCAGAUGAACAAGGCAGCCUAUAGUGUUGCACUUACUUACAGUGUUGCCAAGGAAAUGUCAACGGUGGAAAGCACAGGGCAUUUUUCAACAGAGAUAGAUGAUUUGACACCAACAGACGAGCUGUUUCCUGAUAAGAAGCUUCUGUAUCCAGAGGACUGUGACUUUAGGAAGGGGACUUUCAUUCAGGCCUGAUAAACUCACAACAGCUACACCAUAAAUCUCUGAAUACUAGCGGUCUAACGUAACACUACACAUUGCCCUGCAGGGGCAGUACUUUGAAAGUUUCACUUUAUCUUUGUUUUGAAAAAGUCUCAGCAGUCAGAUUCAUCUUCCUGUCUUGUUCACUUGCCAAACAGCCUCUCAGAACUGUUCUGCUGAAAUGAAACCACUAUUAAGUUGCACAGCUGCAUUAUCUGCUGGAGUCAUGAUCCUUAAUUAAAAUUGCAUAUAUAAUGCAGGGUAAACUGACGUAUAUAAUGAUCUGAAAAUAUCUUUAGGGUUUGCCAUUGUGAUCAAAGAGUGGCUUUCUCUCCCUGCAGACCCCUGGGAAAAAAUGCUGAAACAUCUUUAUUUUGCAGUUGAAGUAGUUUCAAGAAUGUUCAGUGAGAGUUAACUUUUGUUUACACACCACUGUAUAGAAAUAUACAUUUAUA
Messenger RNA from Carassius gibelio (silver crucian carp), 1912 nucleotides. RefSeq names its product thyrotropin-releasing hormone receptor-like. The record is from RefSeq and is a predicted model, not a curated record. Bases 252 to 1451 code for a protein of 399 amino acids. Gene Ontology annotation, molecular function: thyrotropin-releasing hormone receptor activity. The transcript is spliced from 2 exons. Gene Ontology annotation, cellular component: membrane. Gene Ontology annotation, biological process: phospholipase C-activating G protein-coupled receptor signaling pathway. NCBI's taxonomy places the organism in Eukaryota, Metazoa, Chordata, Actinopteri, Cypriniformes, Cyprinidae.